GGGGAAAAAAAUGAAACAAAGAAUAAAAGAAAAAAAAAGGAUUUCUUACAAUUUUUUCUUAAUUAACAAAACAAGACCUAAGUAUUGACUUUUUGAUUAAGGUUUGACUCGCUUAAGUAUAAAUACCUGAUACCCCUGCCCGCUCUUCUGAUUUCUCAAUUCUCUCUCCCUACUACACUCUCGUCUCGCCGCCACAAUUUAUCAAACACUUGGCGUGCAGUUCCGCCGCCGCAAUUAUCGGUCACCGGCGACGCGAUAUUAUCAAUCUGUACGCCGUAUGUUGGUUUACUUUACAGAGAAAAAGCGCUGCUGCCUCUUCCUGGAUAUAAAUUGAGCGUGAUUAAGGACUUACUUCUACUCUAUUCAUUGACAGAAUACUUGCAAAAUCGCGCGAAGAACAGUCGGAGGUAAUCUCUAAAUAAUUUUUUCAGAAUGAACUACGAAGCCAAGCUUAGAGAGCUCCUUCGGAACUUGGCAUCCGCCGAGCAAUCGUUGUUUAUCGAUGCCUCCAAAGGAUUUAUCAAGAUUCUCAAAUCCGAUUCAGCCCCUGAAGUUAUGCGUAUAUAUGUCUCAACAUCGUCGGAUUUGAUUGAAAUUUCCCAAGCUUGGGAAUCCCACAAAGACAAGCCUGGGUUUCCGCAUGUUCUGAAUUUAGUUGCCGCGAUUAUGAAGCAGCGUGGCGGUGCUGAUAUUUCUUCGACGUUGAAUAAGUUUGCAACAAUGCUUAUUAAGGAGAGGAUGUCGGAUUUGUAUAAGGAGUUGAACAGUAGAGAGGGCAAGCGGCAGAACACCGCCCUCUUGUUGCUGGCCUCUAUUGUGAGACGUAGUUUGCAUUUUGCUGGGGAAGUGGAGAAGGUUUUCGAUUACAAGCUUGCGGGUUUUACUAAUCUGGCCAAAGUUAGACUGAGGGUGAAGAAAGAAGUUGAGGAGAGAAGGAAAAGUCACUCCACAAGAAAAGCAUUUGUGGCUUUUGCAAUGUCGUUUUUGGAAGUUGGCAAUCCACGUUUGUUGAAGGUGAUGUUGAGUAUGAAACACAAGGAGAUGUUUUCAGGGGUUAUGAGGGGGCUGGGGAAUGACGAUGAAGAGACGGUGGUUCAUAUUCUGUCAACUUUACGUGAUAGGGUUCUUGUUCAAGAGUCACUCGUGCCACCAAGCCGUAGGAGUGUGUUAUUUGGUAGCCUUACUUUGGAGCAUUUGAUUAAUAUUUCAGGGAGGUUUGGUUUCGGUGCUGCACCGGAGUUGGCAUACAAUGUGUUGGUUAUGGUUUGCACUAACCCUGAAAACGGGUUGAUGCCCGAUUCGAAUAGGCCUGGGAAUUUGAAGCGUCUUGUGGAUUUAAUGAAAAAAUUGAAGGCGACAGAAAUUGAGUACCAUAAGAGCCUGCUUCUGGCCAUUGCAAAAGGACGCCCUUCUUUUGGUUCUGCUUAUUUGGAUGAGUUUCCUUACAGCCUUGAAGAUCUUGCAUCGGAUAAUUGGUUUGCUGCUAUUUCGUUGGCUGCAGAUGUGAUUUCCUCAGUUAGUGAGGGACUUUCGUUUGGCUUUGUUGAUAAAGAUAAACCACCUGCAUUCGACAGUCAGAAUCUGCAGAGUGUUCUAAAAUGCAUAAGACCACAACCCUUCACCAGAUUAGUUAUCAAUAAAGGGCUACUUCACAUUGAUUCUCUUGUGAAACAUGGAGCAUUGAAGUUUGUAGUGGAGGCACUGAAAUUGUUGGACUCUUUGAUUAAAGCCUUGGAAAAUUGUGCUCGUUCGAACAAUCAGACAAAGGAUAGCUGGCAAGCAUUGAAGGCGGAAAUUCAAAACGGAGCUCGUAUGUCACUUCCUGACCCCCAAGUUUUGUUGUCUUUACUUUCUCCUCUACAUAGCCACUUCAAGAGCUUCGAGUCUACUACGAAAAGGAAGGCUGAAGCAGAAAUUGAAUCAGAACACUCUGUGAAUGUUAGUAAGAGGUUGAAAAGUUCUGCAGCAAGUGAAGAUGUGGAUAUUCUUAUAAGUGGGGUUAAUUCCUCUGAGAUAGAUCUAUCCGGGGAUGGUGUGGUUACAGAAUCAGAUGGUGAGCAACAAUCGGAGGAGAAUGGAUCUGAUAUUGUGAGUUGUAUCAGAGAUCUGUGGGGUUUGCGUAAAUGCUCUACGACGCCUAAGGAUCUAAAAGAUGGCGAUACAUAUUUUUUCUCCAAGAUACUUGAAUCACUUGCAAUCUAUUAUCGGACUAUGCCUAUGGACAUGGAAGGAUUAUCUGAUGUGUUCAAAUUUCUACCAAAUAAUCCUCUAUCAUCACCAACAAUUCUGCAGCAGUCUCUAUUAGAACUGCUUAACGAACACGUCAGUCAGUUUUCUAAAGAUGCGACCACUAUCAGAACCCCCCCACAAAUGUACAAGCACCUCAAUCCAUUUAUUGUCUGGUUAUUGGGUUCGCCAGCUGGGCAGACUAAGGAACAAGCUUAUGCCUUAGCAAAGGCAGCCAUGUUAAGCACUGGUGCAUUCGAUAAUAACACGAGGGAAAUUUGUGCAUGGUUCUUUUUUAUACCUGGCCAUAGUGGAGAUCAUGUCUAUGUUGAAGAUACGGAAGCUGAAAUCUUCCAGAAGUUGUCUUCGGUUAUUGUUUCUUUUCUAUGUGAUGCUGUUUCCACGACUGGGAAUAACUUAUACAAGUAUAUGGAAUUAUUGAAGCGUUACAUCUAUGACUCAGGGGGUAAAGCAGAUCUAUCUCCUGAGGUGAGCCCUUUUAUAAUAUGUGUCUUGGAGAAGUGUAUACGAUUGCUGAGUUCCGAGUCUGGAUCAUUCACGAUACCGCAGAAGUCAUUGGUAUCAUUGUAUGUUUGCAACACAAUCAAAUAUCUAUUAGAUACACAGGUGAAUACUAGAACACUGUCGUUGCUAAUUGACCGUGCACUAUCGGAGAUGCUCGAUAAUUUUAGCAGCAAAACUGAUGUAUUGGAACUCGUUGAUUGUCCAUGCGAGUGGAGGCCACUGAAUAGUCUAUUGCGUUUUGCACGUGAUAUUUUGCAUAACCGUUUCUACAGUAUUUAUUCCAAUGUUGAGAAUGUUACAACAUCGAGUGAUUCUUUUAGCGAUACUCUUGGGAAUAUUAAAGGAGUUUUAAGGAGUGAGUAUCAGAGUGGACUUUUUGGAUUGACAGUGGGGUUUUCCUUCUCAUUGCUGUGCACAAGAUACACCGAGAUUUUGCAGAAUUUCCCAUUAGUCUUAUCCAUCUCAAGUGAACUACUCGAAGCCCCUUUCUCAGUUUUAUCAUCUAUGUUUUUCCUUCAAUCGAGUUUUCUCACUGAUGUUUCCAAAUUAUGGCCUGAAAUGCUCUUUGAUGCUCUGGGUAGUGUUACUUGUUGUAAAGAGAAGGAAGAUAAUUCGUGUAAAGGUGACCUUGAUUCGAAAAAAGCUGCUUCUGCUGCAUUUGCUCGGUAUUUAAGAAGCGCUCCAUUUUGUGUACUAUUUUCAGCCAUUGUACAAAGUAGCAGCUGCCAUUUAUUUGAGCAGUCGGCGCUCAAAAAGUUGCUUUUGGAUAAAGUGACUGCGGUUCCAUCUGAUCAUUUGGUUUCUUCGCUAUGCUAUGUAAUGUUCUGGAUGAAUCAUGCCAGCUCAUCCUACAGAAUCGGAUCUUCGGAUGAUCUCAAGAUGUCUUCCGAAACAUGUUUUAUUCUCGCCGAGUAUUUGGUGAAACAAUUAUUGGAUAAAAAUCUGAGCCAUAUACCAGUAAAUUGUGCUGCAGAAGUGGUAGAAUUCAUCCUUAAUCACCCUUCUGUGACAUCUUCACUGAGGUUUCCUCUGUCUGGUGAUAUAGAGUUUUCAGAUUCAAUAUUUGGGGAGUUUUUGGGAGAACUUCUUCAAUCUGCUAAACAAGCAGUUAAUAGAAUGGACCACCAUGUCUUGGAUUUGAUCAAAACAGUUGCUGAGUUUGUCUUUCCGAUGUGCAACGAUCAAUUAUCCGAGCAAGUUAUAAAUGGCAGAAAGCAAAUAUCAAGAGUGUUUGAAGCAAUGGAGCAGAAGCUGUUUCUGAUAUUUAAGACUAAGUUCGAUGCAUGCAUCAAAUCCAUGGAUUUCAAGCCUUUCGUCCCAACAUUUUACGCUUUGCACACUUUGAUCCGUUUUAUAUCUCCGUUUAAGCUGCUUGAAUUGGUAAACUGGUUGUUCUCUCGUAUUGAUUCCAAGAAUGCAACUGUCCAUCAAUCAUCAAAAAGAAAUGAUCUCUUUGUUGGUUUGCACUUAGCCAGUUGCACUUUCGAUAUUCUUUCAGCAUAUAUGGGGCAGCCAAAUCCAGAAAGUACACUAUAUAGUUAUUUGGGUGGAACCGAGACUCAGUUUGAUGUUUUGCUGUUUGAACGGAUUUUUUUUCAAGUAUUCGAGAUCUGCUGUCGUUUUAAACUAGACAUUGCUGAUAAAUGUCUGCUUAAAGCUGUCAAGGUUGUGAAAAUGCAUAAAUCAGUUCAAGAUCCAUAUCUUCCUUCCAUAAUGGUGUUAUCAAGAAUUGUUGCAAGCACUCCUAUAGAUAUAAUUUCUCAUUGCUUGCACAAAGUUGAUAGAACAAAGGCUGACUUGUUGUAUCUUAUUACUGGAACGAGCCCCCUACAUAUGUCUGCCUUUGGAUUUAGGUCGUUUUUCGAUGAAUUUCACCACCUUUCGGUGUACGGUCGUUUACUCUUUGGUGGUUUCUCUAAGUGGAAGAUCUUUGUCUCUAGUAGUAUUUUCGAGAUUAGACUUGAUAAACUCUUGACUGCAUCAAGAGAAGAAUUUUCAAAUCUUUUCUCAGACAGUCUUCUAGGAAAGGCAAUCCUUAUUGCACGAGAUCAUCUGGCAUCGAACGAAGAUAUAUCGAAGCUUGAUUGGAGGUUGAGUCUAUUUAAUCAAGUGUGCCCCUCUAAUGCAGAUGAUAUUUUUGACUGCUGUUGUGGUGAGACUGGACUUCGUUCGCUUAAACAGCCUUUAGAGUUUGUGAACAAAGUUGUUGCGUAUAUCAACUUUUGUAGGAUACUAUUAUUUUUCGACUGUAAUGGAAGUGAAUCUCCGCCUUUAGAGAAGUCAAGAAUCCAGUUUCUUAGAAUGUUGAUCAGUACCUGGAUGUUGAUUGUGAAGAAGUUUCCAGAAAAUAAUGCCUACUCGGGGAAUAUUGAUGGGGAGAAUCUUUCGUUGUUUAGGUUUUUGGAAUUCUUUGUAAUGCACAAUGUGUCGGAAUUGACUACAGAGAUUCAAAAUUGUCUUAUCAAAUUGGAUUCUCUUCCCUUCACAGAACAGCUCGUGAAAUCGUUUCUUCUCUAUAGGUUCGAAGAUUCCGUGACUCUGAAGAUGCUGCGAACUGUUCUAACUUCUUUAUCUCGUGGGAAAUUUUCAUGCAUUUCAGUAAUCCAGCUUUUGCUCGCUCAUUCGAAGUUUGCACAGUCCAUUCAUUCUGCUAACCAAUCGCUCGAUUCGACUCAGUUUGGGCUGGUUUUCACACCUAUGCGUAGCAUUAUGACAUCUCUCGUUAUUCCUUGUACUAAUCUAGAUUCCUUGUACUUCAAAAACAAGAAAUCAACAAGUGAGCCAGAUCUAAAUUUGCUGGAACUUAUUAAGCUUGUCAGAGUACUUUUUCAGAUCUACGUGCAGCAAAGAGAAGAAGCAAAUGUUGGAGAUGAGGAGGGUAUAAAUUGUAGAGAAUUGGUCUAUCUGCUUUUGUCUUCAUAUGGGGCGACGUGUAGUGAAGUUGAUAAGGAAAUAUAUAAUUUAAUGUUGGAAAUUGAGUCUAAUGAUAAGUCGAGUGCUGGGAUUGUUGCUCAAACGGAUUAUAUAUGGGGACCAUCUUCUCUAAAGAUGAGAAAAGAUUCUGUUGACUUGAAAAACACCGAAUCUUUUGAAGAACUUCAGAAGGUUAAAUUCAGAGAGAAUAUUCCGGUCGACCCUAACAUGUGUGCUCAAACUGUGCUUCAUUUUCCUUACAACGAAUUUGUCAAUGGAGGAACUAGUUCUACAGUUAUGACUGAGGCCUGUUCGACAACUGAUAAGCUACAGAUAUACGAUCCUAUUUUCAUCCUCCGUUUUUCGAUUCAUUGUAUCUCGAGGAACUAUAUCGAACCAAUUGAGUUUGCUAGUUUAGGCUUGCUUGCAAUUACGUUUGUCAGUAUGUCUUCAAAUGACGAGGUUACUAGGAAAUUGGGGUACGAAGCGCUUUCAAAAUUCAACAGUGCACUCGAGAAAUGUCAAAAGAAGAAGGAUGUGAAACGACUUGGUCUGUUGAUGACAUCUUUGCAAAAUGGAAUAGAAGGGCAAUGGCGAAGAAUUCCAUCCAUUAUUGCCAUAUUCUGCGCAGAGGCUUCUUUGGUACUGUUGGACGAAUCAUACGCCAAUCAUUCUUCCAUAUACGAGUAUUUCAAUAAGUCCCGUUGUGUUAACAUGAAGGAUAUUCCAUUAUUCUCGACUCUUUUCUGGAGUAGUUCCGAUAAGUUUAAAAUGGACCGGUUGUGGAUGCUUCGGUUGUUGUAUGUUGGGCUGAAUACUGAAGAUGAUGCUCAAAUAUAUCUCGGCAAUCACAUUUUUAAGACACUCAUGAGUUUUUAUUGCUCACCUCUUUCGGAUAAUGAUUCAAAGGAACUUAUUAUCCAGAUAGUGGAGAAGGCUUGCCAAUUUCAUAGAGCAGUUCGGGUUUUAGUCGAACACGGCGGUUUGAUUUUAUGGUUGUCAUCUAUUGUUUCGUCUCUGUAUUUGAUUAAAUGCCAAGAACAGAAAAGGGCUGCCUUCAUACAAUUGCCAAUGGUAUUUAAGGUUGUAAGUUAUAUAACAUCACCGAGAAAUAAUAUCGAGUGGCUGCCAAAACAUGCUAUGGAGCAGCUUUCAGAACUUUCAUCGAAUCUAUUCAAACUCCUAGUCAGUAGUUUCGACCUAAUCAAAGAAGAAAGCACCCUCUGCAACUCAAUACUCAAAACAUUGACUUUACUACUGAAGGUAUCACAAAAGAGGGAGAUUAGUCAACCGCAUUUUACAUUAUCAGAAGAUAGUUUAUUUCAGCUCUACAAAACCGUAGAAUCAUGCUCCAAAACAAAGUCUGAUCCUAGUACGUGUUUGGCACUCAAAGCUGUUUUCACAACACUCCUCCAGUCACUAUUCGGGCAGGAAAAUCUUUCGAAGUUUUUGAGAUGGGCAGUCGCAACUGCUAUCCAAUCAAAACCUGAAGACGAGUCAAUUGUAUCGAAGCUUUUGCGUUGGCUGAUUGCAUCAGUUAUACGUGGAAAAAUUUCUCGUAAAUUGAUCGAUAAUGAUAAUAAUAGUUUCUCCAAAAGAGAGAGCUUCCACAGUUUGCAGUCUUGGUUAAGUUCGAAAAACGAGAAAGUGUUUGAAGAAAAUGGAUGCGAUGACGUAUUGGCUGCCACUAUAUUUUACCUGCUACAAAUUCUGGGCUUUAACCAUAGUUUGCUUCCUUCGGCUGUUUCUGCACUUUGUCUUCUACUCGUUCCCAGUUCUUCAGAGUUGGAGUCUUUGAUCGGUGACGGGACUUCUUUGCUAUCACUAUGUACAAAGAUUCACUGCCCCGCCGAAGCAAAUCCUGCCUGGAGAUGGUUAUAUGACGAGAAGUGGGGAGAGGUAUCGAAUGAAAUUAGUGCGGCUGAGAAACUGGAUGAAAUUCAUGCCUGUGAAAGACUUGUGAUGGUGGCUUCUAAUAUUCUCAUGAAGAAAUCGGGAUUUUCUCACAUUUUCGAGCUUAAAGAUGUCGAAAACUUGAAUGUCUAUGACUGGGAAAGAAGUCUCAUUCAAAUCUGA
Molecule: messenger RNA, 7740 nt
Organism: Erythranthe guttata (spotted monkey flower)
Lineage: Eukaryota; Viridiplantae; Streptophyta; Magnoliopsida; Lamiales; Phrymaceae
Source: RefSeq, a predicted model, not a curated record